AUGUCCCAAAUUAUACCUUUUGGACUUCAGCAGCUGAUGCAACUGUCAGAUGUGGUAUUCAAGAGAGAGGUAUCGUGCUUCAGUUCUCAAUACUCCAUAUCAAUGUUUGGCAGAGUGACCUUUCGACUGGAAGGUUGGCUUGAUAUGACCGUACUGGACAACAAUAAUGAACAGGUUGCCGAAUUUCAAAGGCCAAUUAAUUGCUUCUCCUCACCGUGUGUUGAAUUGCAUAUGAAAGGACGUCAAAUAGCUACCAUUCGUCUGAAGAAUUUCUGCAGCUCGCGACUUGUCUUGUCGGAUAACCACGACCGUCCCAUGCUCGUCAUCAAACGACCUUUGGCCCUCCACAGGAAUAGUACUUUUCAUAUUCUGGGUGCAGGAGACAUUAAAAUCGGCAAAAUCAAGAAGGACUGGUUGAAGUACAAUGUCCAGUUUCCCAUGGACCUGGAUGUGCAAUACAAGAUGGCUGUUCUUGCCGCGUGUUACUACAUUGACAUAACAUGGUACACGAGGUAAAAUCCUUAUGUAAGUUACAUCCCUUCCAAAUGGGUGCGAAAUACCAACCGGAAUAUCGGUCGAUAUUAUUAUUUUUGUUAUUUUUUAUGUCACAUAAUAAUAAUAAUGUAAAUGCAACUUAUAAUGUAAUGUAAAUGCAAUGCCAUGUAUUGUUUAAUGUAUCAUCAAUUUUGAAUGACAUGAACACUGUUGGAUAAUUAAAUUCGUUUUAUCUAUAAAUAUUGAGUGAUAUAACCACUAACUUGUAACGUAUAAUAUUGUUACAAUAAAUAAUAUCAUUUCAUUACUAUGGUAGUGUUGCCGAACCAACAAUUGUGGACCUAGACACUGUUGACACGGCUAUCAAUCGUAUAGAGACUAUCGACAGUAUCUACACUAUCAAUAUUAUUAAGUGUAAGUAUUCCAUUUGAACUACUUUCCAAAUGACCAUAUUUUAUGAGUCCCUAAUAGGUGUAAAAUAACAGUUUUGUACUAUCCCAAGGAGCACACUUUAUACGCCUUGAAACUGUUAUAACUAUA
Messenger RNA from Hyposmocoma kahamanoa, 1035 nucleotides. Its product is annotated as phospholipid scramblase 1-like. Lineage: Eukaryota; Metazoa; Arthropoda; Insecta; Lepidoptera; Cosmopterigidae. Bases 1 to 516 code for a protein of 171 amino acids. The record is from RefSeq and is a predicted model, not a curated record. Gene Ontology annotation, cellular component: plasma membrane. Gene Ontology annotation, molecular function: phospholipid scramblase activity. The transcript has 5 exons. Gene Ontology annotation, biological process: plasma membrane phospholipid scrambling.